Messenger RNA from Porites lobata, 28738 nucleotides. Lineage: Eukaryota; Metazoa; Cnidaria; Anthozoa; Scleractinia; Poritidae. The record is from the annotation of a GenBank genome assembly.
CAUGUGUCAAACUCAGAGUCAUGCCGGAAAAUGGUGGAUUGAUGUGUGCUGGAGAGAGUUUCCGUUUCUCUUCAGCGUUUAUCGCUGACUUCGGAGAAAAUGAGUGAAGCCAACGAACCAGACUUCUUCGGACAAGACCUCCUUUCAGAGGCUUUGGGACAAAGUGGCCUGAAUCUCGAUGAAUUCUUUGGAAAUGCACCCGGCAAUGUUCUGUCCCAGGCAAUUUUUGAUGUUGGUGAUAUUGGGCCAAACGAUUCCGACUUCCUCGAUAACAUAAAUCUGGGUGAAAAUUUGAGUCAGGACUCUCCGUUUAUAACUUUUGCAGCUCAAAAUAAUGGUCCAAUUUCUUCUAGUUCUGCGAGUACCCUGGAAAAACCACAAGUGACGGGAAUCCAGACAACUUUUUUAGACCUACAAGAAACACUAGGUCUUCCUGACCUCAUUUCUCAAGGAAGUAUUUUUGACAGUCCUGGUCAGAGUUUGCUAACUAGUCAAAGCCGGCAAGGUGCAUCAAAAAUAUCUUCUCCUUUAGGUUUACAAAGACUGCAAAACUCGAAUUCUUCACCGUUAUUGCUUAAUUUAUUGAACAGUGAGAAUUCUUCAUCUUCCAGCGUUGCAAACAGCUCCAACGAUACCAAGAGGGAAUUAACGAAAAAGUAAGUUUCAAACUAACUUAUUACCAUGUUAGGUGUUGUGAAUCAUUUAACUUUUUUGUAAACUUGUAGUAUUCAUCUUUUUCAAAGUUGUUUUUGUCAUGUGUUUUGAACGAGUACAAAUUUAGUUUCUUUUUUAUUGUUUUGUUACUUGCCACUUCCUGUCUAAACUGUGGUCUUAUUUCCGGUUUGAUUUUAUCCAUUGUCCUUGAGAAGAGAAGAUCUGGAAGUUAAUAAAAUUAACAGUCUUAUUCCUAAUGGACAAGAGACAUAUAUAUAUUCAAGCGCAGCAAUGGGAAUAUCUAGGUUAUCACUUGAUUUAGAGGUUAUUUUUGUAGUGUUGUCCCCAUUUGUAAACUGAAAGGCGCUCUCACUUGUAACAAUAGUUUGAUGCAAGUCAAAUUUGUUUCUUCUAUUCAGACGUACUGCUCAGUCAAUCAAUAUUAUUUAUAUCCAAAUUAAUGAUGCAAUAGUUUUUAUUUAUACACUAUGACUGUUAAAGUGUUUGCCCUCGGGAUAAUGGGGUGUUCCGGAGGUGUGGUCCCAUACUUUAAAAACCUCAAACCUCAGUGUUGUAGGUCCAGGUUCAAGCCUUGAUUUGUUGUUUUAUUAGAAAAAAUAAAACAUGGCUUUUUUAUGUCUUUCUUCACCCAGUUUUAUAAUUGGGUAUCAGCAACAUCCUGCAGGUUGCAACCCUGUCCGGGUGGAAGUGGCAAUACAGUAAAACGCUGCGAAGAAGAACCUAGAUUUUUUGAAGUUUAGCAAACAGGGUUCUCAAUAGAUUUUUAAGUUGGAACUGAUAAAUUCUUAAAGUUUGGAGGUGUCAAAACAAAAAAAGAAAAGCGACUUAAACACAAAGUAUUGGAAGUUUAUUGAGAACCCUGAAAAAGGUUUUGGAGUAAUUUUUAGGAAUUUUUAUGAAGAAGGAUACUGUCGUUGAUUACAAGAAAUUGCUAUAAAUGGUAUUUGUCCUUCAUAAUAGGCAUUUAUUUACCAAAAAUCUAACAAAACUAGGUUAACAGCUAGAAGAUAUGCAGUUUUCAACAAUGGUUGUAUACAUUAUACAUUUAUUAUAUAAUGUAAUAUAAAUUUCCCAUAAUAAAGCCAGACCUUUGGUCAAAAUGUUUAUGAAAAUGUAGUCUAAUCCCACAAAUAAGAACCUGUUAAUUUUUCUUGGCUAAACUGGUUCUUUUAUUUUGGAGUAUUAAAAUGACAAAUUUCUGCCAGCAGGUUCUCAAAUCCUAGGUUGGUUCUUUGCGGCGUUUUACUGUGCUCCGAAGUGCUUCACAUAACUAGUACUGUGCUCACCUUAGAAAACAGCUGACAUUUCACGACACCACCAAUGGUUUCCCGAUAAAAUGGCAUCUAAGGAAUGAGCCAGAUAUUCCCUACUGAUGAUGUGUCACUAUCCAGUUCUGGGUAGUACUUUUGAUUGGUCAUGCUGCAACGGAAAUUUCCUUCAAAGAAUCAGAAGCAGUACCCAGAUCUGGAAAGUGACACAUCAUCAAUAUGGAAUUUCUGCACUUGUUCCUCAGACAUCAUUUGGCAGGGAAACCUGUGCUGGCGUCAUGAAAAAUGGGCUGUUUUCGUAGGCUAGCACUGUGCUAUUUUUGCUAGUGAGAGGUGUUGAAUGGGCACCUCCUGUAGUUAAUUAACUGCUCCCCUUAAAGAUUAAUGAAAGCCACAUCAACUAGUUGGAAAAUUUAUAAAGCACCUUACCCAUAAUAUUGAAAUAUGUUCACAAAUGAACUAACAGAGCAAAUUUGUGAAAACAAUGUGGAUUUUUAAACGUUUUAUUUUAACUCAAAGUAAUAUUGAAUAAAAAUUUUGAUUUUGUGAAGAGUAAGAUUGUAUGGUGUUGAUGUAGUGGUAACUGUGUGGCCAUAUUUUCUUUGUAAAGGUGAUAAAAUCAAAACUUGUCUAUGUCCUAGCAUUUAAAGUAAAUUUUUACUGCCUGUAAAUGUCACAAUUUGCCCUGGAAAUGACAUUCUUCAAAUGACAUUUCCCUAUUUGAAAAUGUUUUGCCAAGCAUGAAUAGCACUAAGUUUUUCAAAGCUUUUAUUAGAAUUCAAAAUCAAAUUAAACUGUAUUUGUUCAUGACUUAAGUUGAAUUGAACUUUUAGGUGCUCUAAUUACUACUUUUAGAUAAAAUUAAUGCUUGUGAAUCUGAGAGUAAGCAUUUAUUUGGAAAGGUUCCAUGAACAGCCUGUUGUUUUAAGCUGAAUGUAAAUUGCAACUUGACAAUGUGAUAAUUAUUGCAUGUGUCUAUUUAUGGGUCAAGUAGUAAUUUUAUAUUUUACUUUCUAAUUUUGUGAGAUUUGCAAAACGUUUUGCUUUUGUCAUCAACUUAUUUUAUGUUAUUUUAUUUCAGAGAUGUUUCAAGGUUGUGGUCAAAUCAUGAUGUUACAUUAAACCAGGUCUCAGAGGUGGGUUAAUCUGGUUGGUUUUGGCUGAAGUUUCAGAUGAAACACUUGCAUAAAUCGCAAAUCAAGGCAUUUAAGUUGGCUCAAUCUAUCUUUGAUCCUCUUAUACGUAAACCGGUUGAUAUUUUUUGGAAAUCCAUCAUAACACAUAGAUUACACAUUGGCUGAACUAUGUUAUGAUAGAAUUUUUUGUGCAAUCUGAAUGAAUAUCACGUGACAAUGAUGUUACAUAUCUGUUUUAGUUCUUAAUAGAAUGAAUUAUUUCAGCUCAAUUUUGGUUUAACAGUUAUAAACUACUUUGUGUUAUUAACAGUUCCACUUACAUGUGAAUUUGUGAAAAGAAUGACUUUUAAUAGACUGGAUGAGAGGUAACUGAUUGUAGAAUGUUUGACAAUUUAGGUUGAUGGUGCUGCAAGCCAUGAAGAUGAGGAAGAUGAAGAAGAGGACGAACUUGGUCACACAGAUACCUACGCUGUUUAUGUGCCUAGUAAAUGUAAGAUUAGCCUUUGUGUAUGAUAGUACUCUGGUAGCAAAGGAAAUACAGGUGGUGCACCAUGAGAUUAAUAUAUUCUUUUAACAAUUCAGAGCAAAUAAUAUACAAAUGAUAUAUUUGUAGGCAGCAAGAUUACAAUAUCAACAACAGUUGCUAUUGUGUUUAGUAUUAUUUCCAAUCUAUACAGUGGUUUUACAUAAAUUAUAUGAGUUAAGUAAUUUAAGUGAGUUAUUAUUUUAUUGCAUGACGUUGCCUUAUGUAUUACUGACUUGAGGGUGUCAUUCUCCAUUAACUGCUUUUAACAAUUGUGUUGUAAAAUCAGUGCAAGUCUUCAAGUGAAACUUCCAUUCUCUUUGAGUAGGUUGUUUGUUUGUUUUUAUUUAUUUGUUUACAAGGUUGUGCUUUAUAUUACAGUGAGAAUAGGAAGACGUCAUCCAGAUCCUGUCGUUGAAACAAGGUAAUAAGAUUAAUUUAAUUAGAACAAGGAGCAGUGAAUAAUGGUGUGUUUUAGUGUGAUAGGAACCCAAAGAAAGGUGCCACGCAGUGUGCAAGCUGCGCAACAUUAAACGAGCCUGCUCGGAGUUUGAAAAAGAAACAUCAGAAACUAUAUGUAUUCAAAAGAAGAGAUCAGUAUUCUGGCCAGGAAAUUUCCUUGAGUCAAUACUGGGCAGACUGUACUUCAGAGGAUUGUUUGUUGCAUCGAUAGGUUAAAUUUUAUUUGUAACUGCCGUUGUAAACUGAGCUCCUUUGAGCGCAAUGCUGUAAUCCUCCUUUGGUGAUUAGCUUCACAGCGUAGCGGUUGUUUUGUUGGAGCCACUUUUUAGAUCAGUCAUGGUUUCGGUUCUCCUAGUGAACCUUAUCAGUUGCCCAGUCUUAUGCUUUGUGUUUAGUUGCGACCAAGUGCACAAGUAGUUCUCGACAGAUCAGUGAAACACAUGCAUGUAAAACCCUUCAAAGUAACGCUGAAAUUAUCUUUUAAAGCACAGUGAAUAUUCUCAAAAGCAGAAGCUGCUGAACCGAAACAUGUUUGAAAACCAUCCACAUUGAGCACUGCGAUGUUCAUUUCGCGCAUGCUGAAGAAUACUGGUCAUGAUAUGUCACAUACUCAGUGAUAAUAUAACAUGAAGUGAGGUGCAUCAUGGGAUACUAUUUGAUCGUUGUCUGUAGGAUGAGUAAAAGUUUGCUCAAAAUGAGGUUUUCAGUAAAAGAUCGUGGAUCAAAUGAAACACUAGGCAAGGUUGAAGCAGAUUUCUAGAUGUAUCUGACCCAUAAAUUUGAUUUCAGCUUGAGGUAAACACUUUUCAAACUUGCAAAAGUAGUGGCCAGGUCAGCACGGUCCCAUAGCUGACUGUGUCCCUUUAAAUCAUUUUUGCAAAGAUUUUGUGGUUGAGCAAAACCUCACUCGUCUAAAGGACGAUUUUUGGAGUUAUCUUAAUCGUCUGUGCGAGAUUGUGGUCAUCUGGGAUGAUUAGUCGACUGCGAAUAUGGAUCCCUGCAAUAUUUAAAACAAUUGUUAAAAUCAAUCCUACUUUGUUAUACUCUCUUAGUCAUUUCUCCCCCUCUCCUUACUAGAAAUAAAAGAAGGAAAGAUUUACCAUAAAUUAUUGUUGUAUUUCUUACAGUUCAUUAUCAAGUGUGACUCCUCCUAACAUUUGGUAUCGCCUUGUGCUACCUCAAGAAGUUAUUGACUACUGUUACUUGUCAGCAUUACAGCUGGAAGCCAUUGUCUAUGCUUGUCAGCAGCAUGAGACGUUCUUAGCAGAUGGCAGCAGAGCUGGAUUUUUAAUAGGUAAUUUGUAUUUAUGUUUGUAGAGGUUCAGCCUUUUACAGCUACAACUGUGCAGUGCCUGUUUUUACCAUGCCACUACUUUCUGUAAGUAAGUAAACUUUUUUCCAAAUGUUUUAUUUUUACAUGUUUUUGGCACUAGUUUUGGCUCCAGCAUCAGCUAUUUCUUUGAUUAAGGUCAUUAAUAUUGAACAACUGCAUAGUUGAUAGUUGCCAAGUUUGUCAAAGUCAUUACUUUACUGGUACUUUUUUAUAUUUAACCCAUUCUCCCCUGAACCGUCCGUAACCAUCUGUGCAGAUCCACUUCCCUUCUACUGUUUGUGAUGUCAUCAUUUUCACCAUGUUAAAUGUUUCACCAUGUUUUGCACCCAAUUAGAAAAUGUUUUUCUGUAACAUGUGCACACUUAGUGAAAACAAUGAUAAUUCAAGCAGAUUUUUUAUUACAAAAAGCUUGUAGUGUCCAGAGAUGUUUUGACAUAACUUCAUUUUAUUACUGGACAGACAUGGUAAAGAAGUUGUUGAUUAGAAGAAGCCUGCAUUAAUGAAGGAACUGAAAAUUCUGGAGACUUAAAUGCUUUGCUGUGGCACUUAUAUAAUUACGGGAGUGAAAGAAAUAAUGGAAGUGCUGCUAACAGAUAUUGGAACUUCUCAGUAACUUUUUAGUAAAAACAGAACUUGGUUCUUUACAGGUGAUGGUGCUGGUGUUGGUAAAGGAAGAACUGUAGCAGGUAAUACAUGAUAAAAAUUAAUACUAUUGACAUAAUGUUUCUCUGUUUACGCUGUAUGUUGCCUUGUCUCACUCGAUCAGUGCAAGGGUGAUGAAUAUUUUUAGGUGCCUGUUUUUGUAUGAGUAUCACCAGUAACAAGAUACUCGCUGAGUUAACAAUAAUGUAUUUUAACUCUUUUCUUUCUUUCUCCUAGGAAUCAUUUAUGAGAAUUAUUUGCUUGGAAGAAAAAGGGCUAUUUGGUAUGUGUUCUGUAUGUUGUUGUUUAGUACAGUUCUUUUACACUCAGUGUUUAACCAUCUUAUUUGUUUAAAUCCUCCCUUAGCAGUAUGUUGGCUAUGUGUAGAGGAUUGCUAUUUUGUUUUCUUUUAUUAAUUGCUGUGCUUUUUGUUUGUUGACAGGUUGAGUAUUUCAAAUGAUUUGAAAUAUGAUGCUGAAAGGUAGGUUGGGGCAAAUUAACUAUGGCACUACACUGACCACUGUCUUGAGCUCUUGCUGUGAGAGAAGCUUGAUAACUUCGACCCCAGUUGGAUGACUUUGUUGUUUAAUCAUGGUGAUAUGUAAUGUAAAUACAGUGAAACCCCGUCUUACGGCCCUCUCUGUAAUACGGUAACAUCGUUAUUACGGCCACUUUAUUUUGACCACUUGGCCAAACGGCCAUACAUUUUCUUGUAAAAAUACCCUCUUUAAUACAGUCACCCGUUAAUACGGCCAAAUUUUUUGGCCCAUUGGUGACUGUAUUAAUGGUCUUCCACUGUAUGUAAAAUUAACAAAGGCUGUGGUAGUUUGCCUUUUGCCUCGCAAAGCUGCCAGUUUUGUGUGGAAAACAAAAAAAAGCAUUGGAGGAAUACAGCAGAUGACUUUAAAUAAGUUAGGUAUAGUUAUGCACUUAACACUAGCUGUUGACUUUGCUAUUUUCCAAGUUUUCAACUUUUUCUCCCUUAGGGAUCUGAGAGACAUUGGAUGUAGUAAUAUCCAUGUGUUCUCACUAAACAAGGUAACUCUAUAUUAACUCUUCCAUUACAUUUAGUGAAAGUUCUAGUAAAAGAGAUGUGAUCAGGAAUAUGUGCAUGGAAGCUGUUGUUACGUUAUUAUGGCUAGAAGUGCUAUUGUAUGCUCCACAAUGAUAGUAAUGUAUAGUAUUUGAUCUUUCUUUAGUUCAAAUAUGAUGCUAAAAUUUCUUCCAAAGUUAAUGGCAAAUUUAAAAAGGGUGUUGUAUUUGCCACAUACUCAUCCCUUAUUGGUGAGAGUCAGGCUACUGGCAAGUACAACUCAAGAAUGAGCCAGCUGCUACACUGGUGUGGACGAGACUUUGAUGGAGUGGUAUCCUUUUAAAAUCGCAAUGUGUCUGUUCUUGUACAUCUUUCUUAGGGUAGGAAUUGUAGAGAAAAUAACUUGAAACAUUUCCAGCAUUUUUGUUACAAAAAGGUUUUUCACCUGCUCUGGCAGACAUUUAGUAUAGAAAAUUCCAAAACUCAGAGAAAAAAUUAAGAAAAUGAAGCAACCUUUCACAAAAUGAAGCAAAUAGUUCGUCCAAAUCACUUGGACUUCAUCAGUGUUGUGAAUUGACAGGUGACACGUAACAAUUCUCUCUUGGGGAUUCAUGACUUUUCUGUUGUGCAACCUGUCAAUUCACAGCAUCUAAGUGAUUUGGACGAAAUAUUUGUUUCAUUUUCUUAAUUUUUGCUCUCAGUUCUGGAAUUUUCUAAACUAAGACUAGUGUUGUUGUUGUUGUUAUAUAGUGUAGGCACCCGUAAAUAACUUGUUCUGUUUUCCUCUUUACUUUACUAAACACUCCUUGUAUUUUAUAAAGUCUUUUUCUUUAGGCUUUGCUCAUUUGCUCCCCACCCCCUGCCCCUGGCAGGGAAGUCAUGUACAUUUGUCAACUUUAUCCAGUAUGAGUAAUCACAACGAAGUUUGAAACAACUCAAAUUCAUUUUUUUAAAAGCGAAAUUUUGGUUGGUGCUGUCAUCAUGGUAUCCUAAACUCCCUAUUGACAUGAGGGGGUAGGGCAAAGAUUCAUACUGUAUUUUAUAGCCAGUGCACAGAACAUUUUUCAACUUUUUAGUGGGAUUUCUCUGUUCAUUUGCUAGUGUCCUGUGUGCAGCGACGUUCAGUAUCAGGGUUAGAAAUUUCCGUAGACAGUCUAGGCUUCUGUAGUUUUUUUAACUUGACUCCCUGAAUAGAUAAUAUUGGAUGAGUGUCACAAGGCCAAGAACUUAGUUCCUACUGGGUCAUCAAAGCCCACUAAGACUGGACUUGCUGUGUUGGAACUGCAGAAUAAACUUCCAAAAGCCAGGGUGGUCUACUGCAGUGCAACAGGUAUGGAAUAAUGUUAGUAAACCUAAUUCAAAACUAGAUGGACUUUUGAGACAGUGUAUCCUUUGUUGUGACCAUAAUAUAGAGAGGUGCCUGUGUUAUUCAGAGGUAGUCCCUUAUACAGUGAAAUAACCAACCAGCUCUUACAGCUUUAUCUCCACUCCAGAAAGGAAAUAUCUACCUUACAGGGCCAUAUGCUUUUUGUUUGUAUAGUAGCCUUAGUAAGGUGAAGUCACACAUAUAAAUGUUGAUGUUGUCUGUUUUGUUAUAAAUGAUGAUUUUUUUAUUUAUAAUAAUUAUUUUUCAAUUACUUAUUGUGGUGCAGUUCUCACUUUUUGUCACUUCCACUUUUGAAUUGGAUCUGUGUUGGUCUGUUGAUUAUACAUGUAACUACAACUUAAUGCUUUUAUCAACUGUUUUGUUUUUGUCAUUUAGGUGCCUCAGAACCCAAGAACAUGGCAUACAUGUCUCGCCUUGGAAUAUGGGGACUAGGAACUCCUUUCAGAGAGUUUAGUGAUUUUAUUCAAGCUGUAGAAAGAAGGUAAAUUAAUUCCUUGGAGUGUUUAAAACCUCAAUUAACUGCUCUGUGAUUGCAGGCUAGAUAAAAAAGAGGCAUUAUUAUUUAGUCUCGAACUGUAGCAAGUCAGCAAUGUAGAGGCCCUUGAGAAGGCUGGGAUCACUAGCAUCAGGGCCACCCUCAUAUAAACACAACUUUGCCGGGCAGAACAGCUCUCUAGAAUUCCUGAAAAAUGCAUGCAUGCAUUCAUCCAAGCAUUGGACUGUGCUAAGGUUGCUGAUAGAAGUACUUGGUAUCUUGCCAUCCAUGGAAUUACCUCAGAUCUAUUAAUAUUAUUAAUAUUAUAAGGAAGACAAAAAUCAAACCAAUUUGAAGAGUUUUAAGCUAAAGAAAAAUUUGAACCAUAUCUUGUGGUAAAUAGGUAUAACAACAAUCUGUUUGCUUGCAGAGGAGUUGGUGCCAUGGAAAUAGUUGCCAUGGAUAUGAAGGUGGGUAAUGAACCAAAGCUGUGAGUCGUAUAAUACUUAUUAUUUAUAUUAGUUUUAUAUUCUGCACAAAUUAAAUGCAAUGUAUCUGUUUGGUGAAUUUUUGAACUUCCCUCAGGCACAUCCUGAAGAGUUGGACAUUUUUUGGCAUGUUUUGCAAAUUUACCCAUUAUGAACAACAGUAUUCAAUAUAACUGCCUGUAGUUUUCUAGUUUCUCUUUCAUUAAAAUUCAUCCACUUGAUUCCUUCUUUUCAGCUUCGUGGAAUGUACAUGACUCGUCAACUGAGUUUUAAUGGGGUAACAUUUGAUAUCAAAGAGUUGCCUCUGACAAAAGACUUCACUGACAUGUAUGAUGCGUCAGUAAAACUUGUAAGUAGUGAUGAAAGGUUGUUUCUAAUACCUAGGAGUGUUGUAACUAGAGGUUACAAAUAAAAUAUUGUAAGUAUAAUGUUGCAAGCAGAUUCUGGGCAGUAAAACAACAUCUGAUAAAAUUUGAUCUGAUACACACAGUUUGCUAAUUACAGACCUUUUAUUAAGUCAAUUAACAGUUAUGGAAUAAGGUUUUACAAGGGAGUCCUACCGCCAAGGGUUCUUUGGGUCUUUAUUGUUCAGUUUCUUUACAGUCAUAUGAAAAUAAUUUGAAACUGUUUUUGUGCACCUGAAUGUGCGAAAAUUGGUGCAAUUAGAAUAAUGCAAUUAGAGUGUUAUGAUCAUUAAGUUAUGAGGACUUCGCUGGAUGCACUUGCUAAAAUUCAUGCAGAUCACCAGAGUCUUUUCCGUUAAUUAUUUGCCAAAAGUCAUCCUGAAAAUCAUUACAAAAUCAUUUGCCUGAAUCACUGUCAACUGCAAGGAUCCAGUCUUGAAUAUAGAGACAGACAUCAAGAUGCAUUCUUUGGUUUUUUAAAUGUACUAAGGUGUAUUAAAGUCCUUUUCAUUCACUUUCAGUGGACUGAGGCCAGGGAAAAGUUUGAGAAAGCUGCAGAUUUGAUGGCAGUUGACAACAGAACGAAGAAAACCAUUUGGGGUCAGUUCUGGUCAGCUCAUCAGGUCAGCAAACAGUUUAUCAUUGUUGUUGUUAAUUUUUAUCUCAGGUAAUUUUUGUUUUUCUUUUGUUUUUGGGUAUGGUAAUGUAUGCUAAUAAAGUUGAAACAAAAGAAAAACAAAAGUUACCCGAGAUAAAAGAUUAACUACAACAUCAUCUCAGUUUAGCUUUAUAUAUUUGUUACAGGUCCAAAUCUUAUCCAAGUUAUUUUUUUUUUCACCUUGGUUGAUUCUCAAGAGACCUUUUUAGCCUGUAUGUUUUGUUUUCCCAUUUCAGACCACAUGAUGUUAUCCCCAGAGAACUGCCGUCCUAUGCACAUGCAUCCACGUGUAUAUGUAUGCCUAAUUAGUGAAAAGACAAAAGCCAAAUUCCCUAGAGAAUAUCACAUGGUCUAAAUUGGGAAAACAAAACAUAUAAGCUAAAAAGGUGAUUCAUGAACAAUUUUGCUUGAUCAGGACUAGACGGCAAAGAAAUUGAGAAUCAACCUACAUGUAGGAUGAAAAAUUUUAACCUGAAUUUAAUUUUGACCUGUAAAAUAUUCACUAACCUCACUGCUUUUAAAGAAAAAGUAUGUACAAGAUGAUAGCAUUUGCAAGGCUGUGCUUUAAAUUAAGAAAAAUUGAAGGGAGCUCACUAACUAAAGGCACCAGUGGUCACCCAACACUGCCAACACAGCCAGCCUGACAUGUCUAGAAUUAUCAAGCAUUGCUUUGGUUUAUUAUUUUGCCAUUUCUUGAGCUCUUUUUUAUGUAAUUUUAUUCUACCGCUCUGAUUAACAAAACUGUUGUUUGAGUUAAAAUUUCAGACUUGUGAUUGAAGAGCACUGAAAACUAUGUGAUGCACAACUGAAACUUGUGUUUAUUUUGCUCCAAUUUACAUUGCAGAGAUUUUUCAAAUACUUGUGCAUUGCAUCUAAAGUUAGCAGUGUUGUUGGUAUUGCAAAAGAGGCUCUGAGUAAUGGAAAAGUAAGUCAUAUAAUCAACACCAGUACUGUGCCAUCAAGCCUUGCCAUUAAACUGCUAGCCAAGCAAAGCAAAGUUUGUUUGAUUUCUCAAUUUUUAUCACCUAAACUCAAGCCCAGAGAUCCAAACUUCUAGCCAUCUCAAGUCAUGGAAAUUUAUGAUCCUUUAACUUGCACCUGCAUAAUCAAUCCUUUGGUCAAUGCAUCUGCUGUGGUUUAAUUUUAUCCUUGGUUCAAGUUUUAUUUUCCUUUGUUUUUGGGUAUGGUAAUGUAUGAUAAGGAGUUUUAGACAAAGGGAAACAAGGACAAAAUUGAACCACAGCACAUCCAUUCUUCCCCAGCUCCUAAAAGAAAGGAUCAACAUGCUUAAAUCACGCCAACCUACACCUCAGCACAUUAAAUGUUAUGGUAAACAAAGUCAUUUUUGUAGGGAAUCUAAUAUCUAAUCAUACAGUCUGUUAACAACAGCAAAAAUAUAUCUGAUGCUGUACAUUUAACAUUAUAUAGCAAAGAACUGUACCACAUUAAAUGAGAAAAUUACAUUUUUUGUUAGAUAUUUAGAGGGCAAACUCAUUUCCUAAAUUGGAACCAAAUACCAAAAGCUUCUGAUUCACGAAAAUAAUGAUGCCCAUUGUACAUUUUUCCUGUUGAUUGUUUGGAACAACAAGAAAAAUGUGUUGAAGUUUGUCUCUUUCAUUUUUUUAAACAGUGCAUUAUCGUAGGGUUGCAAUCAACAGGAGAAGCUAGCACCCUUGAGCAGCUGGAUGAAGCUGGAGGGGAGCUCACUGAUUUUGUUUCCACUGCAAAGUGAGUUUUAACUGUUAGCUGUCAUCAGAAAUGUGGUUCAUGCUGCAGGAGUUGUUGUUGUAGAAGUCAAAUGGCAAGGGUUUAUACCCAUAAAUGGGGAUAACACAAUUACUUAAUGUAGAUGUUGCACAAAUGUGAUUUAAUCAGUUUAUUCCAGUCUAUAACCUUGAGAGUUGAAAGUUAGGGUUUGACAAAAUUCCUGCCUGGUAGUCCGAGACUACUAGAUUUUCUUCACGGGCAAGUCACUUUUCAUAUUUGGUAGAGGGGCAGUUUCCCAGAAACAUUAGCCCCACACCCUUAGGCUUGCUGCCAAUGAAUGUCUCUGUGCCUUUCAUAUGUACACACGUACAUGUGUAUGCUUAACAAUCUCUAAAGUGAAAAUAGAAGGUCUAUACACAGGCUACUCUCAUCUUGCAACUUUCUCUACUAUCCCUUCCUCUUUGGCUGAAUAAUUUCCUCGUUUGGAAAUUGCUGGUACUGUUGACUGGUGACUUUGCCUGUUUGGCUUUGUGCAAACUUGGUAGUGGCAUUAAUCCUUUUAUACUACUACAUUAGAAAUUUCUGCAAUUUGAUUGGCUUAGAGCAGUUGUAUUUCAGCUUAAUUUGAAAUGCCUACAUGUGAAAGUUACCAAACGUUUGUGGGUAGUAGUAUAAACAAAUAAUAGCAUGAUUUGUACAUGAUCUUUGGCAUAAAUACCUCUCAUGAUAUUUCAAAAUUGUCUCAAAUUUCACUCACCUAGCAGCUCAUGAAAUUACGUAUAACAAUUUCGAAAUAUCAUGAGUGGUAUUUAUGCCAAAUAUCACUACAAAUCAUGGUAUACCUAUACUAAUUAGGACAAGUGCUCAAAAUGCUGCAAACUGGUACCUCCCAGAGUGCUCCAAAUCAAACUCAAAUUCAAAAUAACAUGGUAGUGAGUGAAAGGUCUACUGUUGAAGAGGUUUCAUUUGAAUGGUCUGUUUGAGUAUAUUCAUCAGCCUCAAAACUUAGAACCACCUCACAUGUCUCUGUAAUUCACUCUGGGGGUUACAUAUUUUAAUUAUGAAGAAGACUGCAGUAUUUAUUUCAAUGAUUUGAAUUUGAAUCUUUUGUUGCUUGUCUCACAAUUCAUUUUGUGCCAUUGUGUGUGUAUUUUUUUUAACAGAGGUGUGUUACAAGCAUUAAUUAAAAAGCAAUUUCCAGCACCAGACAGAAAAGUUGCUGAUCUGUUGGGUAUCGAUGAUUUUGACAGCGGCAUGCCUGGUCGGUCAUCUCCUGCACCUGGUCAACUCACCCCCAAAAAGAGAAAAAAGCCAGGUCAGUAACCUGCCUGUAGGCCUCUCAUCAAUUCAAGGAAGUGAAUAAUAAUAAUAAGAUCAAUAUUUUGUGUUGUAAACUUGUAUGCAUGAAAAGUAUAACCUGCUGCAUGAGUAGGCAAGAUGAAGUGAAUCCUGUAUUCUGAUUGGCUGCCUGAGCACAAUAUUGGCCUCGUACUCUAUAAUAAGGUUUUUCCCUCAACUUCGUCUUGGUCCCUAAAAUAUGCCAAUAUCCAGCCAUUUUUACCUCAUGUUUGGUCAAUAAUGCCUUUAUGUGUAAAAGUUUCUUUAGAAUUAUCAUUUUGUCUCACAAUGUAGUCACUACACAGUGCCAUGUCUAGCCUUUCAAUACAUUAAUUGGCUACUUUAUUUCACAGCUCCAAAGGCCCCCAAACCUAAGAGAGUCAAGACAGCAUUUGAGAGAAUUUAUAACUGUAAGUUGAUGACUUAUAUGGUUUUCAUAAGUCUGUUUCCAGGUGACUUUUUAUUGUUUUAAACUGUGAGCAGUCUAAAACAAAAAGUAAGUGUAUGAAAUCGUGACUAUGAGAUGUAAACUGAAUGUCUGGCUUGUUUCUUGCUCCUUGCAGCUUCCCUACUCCCUACAUGACUGCUUGUGUAGCCCCACUAAUAAUUAUAUUGUGGCGGUCAGUGUUGUAGGUAAAAUUCAUUCUCAGGUUAAACCAGUACAUUUCAACCUAUUAAGGUUAGCCUGCACCACAGACAAAACUUAACUUCUGUUUAAGUUUGUCUGCAAAACAGUGCCAAAAUCCUUGUUCUGGGUGCCCACCUGUGUACCAGGAUUUGAGUGCCUGCCAUGAUUGGCCUGUUAAAAAGCCAUUCUCAAUAUGCCAAUCAUGUUGAAGGGAAAUUUGAAAUGCAUCUCUUGUACAGUCGAACCUCUACUAAUGACCACCUCUCCACAAUGGCCACUUGUUUUUGGCGGACAGUUCAAACAUUGACUUUUGUUUAAACCUCUCUACAAUGGCCACCUCUCUACAAUGGCCACUUUCUUCUGUCCGCAAGGUGGCCAUUGUGUGGGGAUGUUCAACUGUAGUUCGUUGAGUCUGUAUGGGGCGUAGACCAAGGAUGUCAGCACUGCUUCGCGGACAUUACUAACCAAGGUUAGAUUACUUUUGUGAUGCAGGCUAAUAGGCACUAUAGCAAGUCAGGACACAAACAAAGAAGAUGAAUAAAUCAUUACUAUUCAUGUUUAUUCAGUUUCUUUGUUUGUGUCCUCUUAGACUGGCUAUCGUGCUGAAUUUUAAGACAUAUAAAGUUGGCCAUUAAGGUUAGCUUUUCGGUGGGGUUCUAACCCUAGUAACCAAGGUAAUAAAAAAUACUGGUAUAACCUGAGAAUGGUUUCAGACUACACCAGUUAAACUCAGUGAUACAGAGAUUGCAGUAACCUUUGAAGUUUUUCAAGCAAUUCUUGAACACUUGAAGUAAGUAGAUACAUAACGGACUGAUGGGACAUGUUUGUUCAUUAUUGCCAUUUUGCUCAGUGAGUAGUGGGUCUGACAGUGACUCUGAUGACAGUGAAAGGAGUACUGCUGACAUAGACUUGUCCUGCUUGAUACGAAACGAUGUAAACAAUGUGAAGGAGGCCUCUCCAGACUCCAAUGACAGCUCAGCAGGUGAAGAUGAUUUCAAUCCUUUUGGAAAUUCAGGAUCAGACGAUGAAGGUAUUUACAUGAUCGCAAAGUUCAUUUAUUUUAUUAUAGUUAGCUGCACUAAGCUUAGCAGGAACAUCACAACACGUGGUUUGUGACCAUGGACUUAACCUGCGUAGUAGGCGCAUGGAAUGUGGUCCUCAUUUGUCUCUUUCACAUGCCCCGGCCUUUCUUACACCCCUAUUACUUUCAUACACGUACCUUGCAGGUUACCGUAGACCCAUAUCAAUCCCCUCCCCCACACAACCCAUGAAAGUUUAAUGGUUACAUUCCACAGGUCACAGUUCAGGUGACUGGUACAGAUAAACCAACAGGGCCAAAAAUGUUUGCUGGUUCUAGUCACUGUCAAAAUCAUGUGGCUUAGGUUACUUUACGUACAGAAAGAAAGUACACUGUAAGUAAAAAAGAUGUGUUUUAGCCCCCCAAAAUGGGGCCGUUUGAGUAGGUUAAAUAUUGUCCUAUUUUGUUAGUCUUAUUUGGCUCCCUUGAUCAGCCAGAAGGUCAACAUAGUCCAAUUACGUAGGGCUGAUUUGGACCCAUGGGCUGAUGAUUGGGCUGGAAUAGGCAUUUGAUGGGGAAAAAUCUUGGCACUUUGGGGUUUAAACCGAUCCUUUUCAUUUACAGUGUAAACUCUACUGAUAACCUGUAGAAUUUGGUCCGUAAGAAACCAUUCUUUCUGCUGCCAGUUUUUGAAAGAAUGUUCUAAACUCAGUGUCAAGCUAUUCUCUUCUUAGAUCCUUGGCUUCAUCGGAAAAACAAUAAAAAUCCCAAGAGUAAGUCACAGACAGGAAGUGCUAAUUCAAAUGGGAUAGAUCCAAGCUACAGUGCCCUGGCUGCCGCUGGCCUUAGAGUUGGCAGCCUUCCAUGGAGCAUUCCACGACCAAAGAACGGUGGCCUGGAUUCACCUGCUCUGGGUAAGCUGUCCAGCAUGCUGCUGCUACUACCUGUUUCUUCUCUUUGUUUUUGUUGCUUAAAUUCUCUUAUAGUCAUUUGAUAUGACAGUCUGUAUUUAGACAGAAAAUAUUUGUGACUGUGACAGUGUGAAAGCAAAAAUGACUGGUAUUUUAGUUUUUUCAAAAAAGAAGGCAAAUGACCACUGCAAAUUAACCGUCAUCUGAGCAGAUAAGAAUAUAAGGGCUCUGGCAAGAAGCGAUAACAUAAGUCGUUUUGAUUUGUCCAAGGUCUACAGGUUCAAUUUAACCGCAACUUGUGAGUUGUCUCUCAUUUGUCGUAGAGAUAUUCUUAGGAAGUUGCAAAGCAAGCAAUAUCAACUCCACCGAGGGUAGGGACACAUUGUGCUGUGGGGAUGGGGAGGGGGUGGGGGGUGAGUGGAAGAUAACUGCGUGUCUCUCUAGACGAGUUUCCUUUGCUUACAGGUCAUUUGAGGACACUUCAUCAAUCAGCCAGUGCACCGGCACUUUCCACUCUAAUGUCGUCAGCUAACAGCGCAGCAAUGCCUUCAAGCUCAGCAGCUGAACAGUGUAGACUCAUGAAAAAAGAAUUGCUUGAAAAGGUGGACAUCCUUAGCAGAGCUUUGCCCCCAAACACAUUGGACAAACUGAUUGAUGAUCUAGGAGGACCAGAAAACGUUUCAGAGGUAAAAAAAAAUAAGGCAAAGCGAUAUACGGUUUAUACUUUCCUCAUUUCAACAAUUAAAGUCUAUAUAUAUAACAUUAUUGCUUGGUAUAUUAUUGUAAUUCAAGAAAACGUGUGAAAGUAGUGUUAUAAAACAACUGACACAUUUUAAAUGAAAACUAAGGUUGCGUUUCCUCACAGGCAGCCCAGACGUAGUUUGUGUUAACAACAUGGACAAAAUCGGAUCGAUCGGAGCUAGACUAAGAGACUAGACUAUUCUCGACGUUUCUCUGUUUGUUAUCGAAUCUGACACUAUUACGAGCCGCCACAUUGAAAAACCCUAUUAUCGAACUAAAAUAUCCUAGAAGUCAAAAUAUAUCAAAACAAAGCUGACAUACCAGGACCGACAAAGAGACGUUAAGUUUAAGUUAUGUUAACUAUAUUUUGUUAUAUUUUGACUUCUAGGCUAUUUUAGUUCGAUAAUAGGGUUUUUCAAUGUGGUGGCUUGUAAGAGUGUCAGAUUCAAUAAGAAACAGAGAAAUUUCUAGGGGGAAAUAAACCAGGGUAAGUCAACACACAAAGUGCGAGGGAGGAAAGGGGAGGUGGUCCCCUCUCCCCCUCGCGUGUCCCCCACGCGCGGCUUAGAAAAAAAAUAACAAAACUGGUGCCUGCUACGCAGGCUGUAGUAUCAUCGUUCACGCUGUAGAAUACACCCACUUUGCUGGCUAUCACCCGAGUUAUUUGAGUGUUCAGGCAAAUUAUGAGAUUUAAUGAUCAGACCGCCGAUAGAAUUUACGGAUGUUGGCUUCUUUCUCAAAUUAUGACAAGCUAAAGGUAAGCUCUAUGUUUUAAUUUCGUACCUCAGAUGACAGGGAGAAAAGGACGUGUUGUCAGUAAUGACGACGGAACCGUCAGCUACGAAUCAAGGAGCAAACAAGACGUUCCCUUGGAAAUCCUCAAUAUUGCCGAAAAGAAAAGAUUCAUGGAUGGCGAGAAGGUACGUCAAACAGUUCCCCCCCCCCCCCCCCCCCCGCCCCCUUGUAAAAUUAAAUAUUGAGAAAAUGAGUGAGUGUACUAAGGAGACCGCAAUCAACUCUACAACUUAACAGUUAUUCAACUUUUUUACAAAAAUUAAGUCAAUGAUUACUGUACAAGGAACAGCACUCUAUGAAAUAUUUACACUUGAAAGGUCAUCUCACUUAUGUAUACAAGCAGUUUUGAAAAAGACAUGCAACAGCGCUCUUUUGCAUAGCUGGAAAUUUCGUCAUGGUCGGAGAUGAACGGUUAGAAAUUAUCCAGUCUCACCGUUAAAUCCCAUCAGGAAAUAACAUUUGUUUUUGUUUUUUUAAUAUUUUUAUCAUUAUUACAGAAUAUAGCAAUUAUAUCAGAAGCUGCCAGUUCAGGGAUAUCUCUUCAGGCGGACAGAAGGGCUAAGGUACUUGUAAUUCAGCAGUUCAGUUAUCACUCCAGAUAAGAUAUUUACAUGUAAUAAACUAUUUAAACAGACUUCGCAAUCGAGACGUCUGACUCCCUAUUUGUGAGUGCCUAAAGCGCACGUGAGUUCCUAAAGCGAACAACCCAUUUGAUUUUUGUCAACUGCGUUAAAGUUGUUUUCUUCUUCAUCUCCCCUCUGCUAUCUGUCUCCUUUUUCUCCUCUUAUACUUCUUUCUUGAAGUAAAAAUACUGAGGUCAGGCGCGAGCCUGCUUGCUGGCAAAAGAGAAAAAAGUCAUUGUAAGUUAAGAAAGUUGAUUAAACCUUGUGUCUUUUUGUAAGUGUGCAGUCAAAUAUGGCUAUACCGCUAAGUUCACUCCUAUAACUGAUUUAUUACGAGAAAAAGAUUUCGAAUUGUGGAAGAAGGUGACCACUGACGAUCACUGUUUAAAUGAUCUUCUCCCCAUGAAGCGUACGCGGAAUCUGAAAUACAGUGGUCGCGAUUACGUUUUGUCACUUGUUAGGACUGAAAGGUUCAAGCAAUGUUCUAUCAAUAGACGUCUUUCGAAUUUUAUGUAGAUUUUCAAUUUAUAUGUUGUAUUUUAGUGUAUAUUAUUAUGCUAUUAUUGUUAGAUCACACGUAUGCUUGUGGGUGUUAUUUUCAUCAUCAUCUGACAUCAUCAUCAUCGUCAUUACAGAUCCUUUGAAUAAUUAUACAGAGCUACAGUACCCGUUAUAUUUGUUCAGGGGAACAUACUCCUUUGAAAUGUUGAUUAACAAAUUACCCAUUUGAAAAAAAUGGGGAAUUCAACACUGGGAAUGAGAGAGGCUAAGGCCGAGGAAACAAAGGGAAAGAUAAAUUUGUCAGUUGAGAAGAUGCGACAUUAAAAAUCCUCAGUUUUCAUCUAUUUUUUCAAGAAAAUUUGUUGAGUAUUAGAGUUGAGCUGCCUCCUACCCAGACGUCCUUUUCGUGAUGCAAAUUUGCGCGCAAAGGAAGGCGGGAAGGAUAAAACGGGCGAGACUGCGCUUCGCCUGUUAUUUUUCUCCUUCCCAUGGUCCCUUGCGCUUCGUCACCAUUCCCUCGCAUUUCUUGCCCGUCUCUGUGUGAAAAACGAAGUGGGUGAGGAGGAGGCAGGUAGUUGAGUGUGAACGGUCAAGUGAGUUGACUUGUUUGUUUCAGAAUCAACGGAGACGUGUUCACAUCACUCUGGAGCUACCUUGGAGUGCAGACAAAGCUAUUCAGCAAUUCGGUAAGUUAAUGUUUGCACUGUCAAUAGCCAUAAGUGAUGGGAAGGAAGGCCAAAAGCCUGUUCACAGCACGUCUUUCUAUUGGGGUCAGGUUAGAAAAUAAGCCAGAACUUAAGGGAAAAUAGAGGAAAGGGCUCCCCCUAUUCCUCCCUUUUACUUCCCACUCUUUUCGCCUUUUCACCUUUUCGCCCUCACUAAAGAGCAUGUUCAUAGGCUAAAGAUGGUGUACUGGCUGCAGUGAGUAAUGUUUUUACAUUUUUGUCCUUAGUAUAGAGAUAAACCCACGGAAUGCGUUGCUACAUGUACAAAUUAACUUCGAAAGUUGAAAGAGGUGGUUAACUUGAGCAAUCUGUUCAAUUUUUAGCUCUUUGCAAGCAAUAUUUAAGGAAAUAUCAGCCAUAAAAAACUGCAAAAUUGCUGGUUGGGUGGCUAUAAGCCAUACAUCCUUUGUAAAAUUUCGAGUCUCUAAUAGAGGAUUUCUCCGAAAAUCGAGCUCGAAUUUUCCCUGUUGAGUGAUGUUGCUAUGCUCUUUCAAUGUUAAGAGAUGUUAUUUUAAUAGCUUGAUCAGAGGAUGAUAAGAAUAUGCUAAUGCGUCAAAAAAUGUAAUCAAAGAUUUGCCUAUAAUGGUAAUGGCAAUGUAUAUGUUGAGGUUCAAUUUCAUCCUUGGUUUAAAUUUUAUUUUCCUUUGUUUUAAACUCAUUAACAUACAUUACCACACCCCAAAACACAGGGAACUAAAAAUUAAACCAAGGAUAAAAUUGAACUACAUAUAUGUUGUAUCUUCGACAACAGGUCGCUCCCAUCGGUCCAAUCAAGUGAGUGCACCAGAGUACUUGUUUCUUAUUUCUGAGCUGGCAGGAGAGAGGCGCUUUGCUUCCAUUGUGGCCAAGAGACUUGAGAGCUUGGUACGUACUUUUCCAUCCGUUUCAGGGUAGCACUAGUAGUUGAUAGUUGAGUAUUAUUACUUCUUAUAUUUACGUUUUUUGAAUGAAGUUUAAGCAUUUUCGCUCUCCCAGUUGAAAUUUGUGUCCGCGGUAAUGUUAGAAACACUCAGCGACUUUUUUCUGAAUGUAAAAUAACUGUUCUAAACUUCGAGAAUGGCUAAAAAUUUCUGGAUAACCGUUUCAUUCGUGGAAGAUAUUCAGUGUUUUUCUGCUAACUUACCCACGAUUUUUCAGGGGUUGUGUUUUCCACAUUUUAUUACCUAGAUAUUGUCAAGAAAAAAUGGUCUCCUGAAAAAUUCGGUGUAAAAAAACGCCCCCUAGAAUCUUCUAAUGAAAGUACGACUACUUCAGUAUCCUCAAACUUUCGACUGGUCCCAUCGGGGUAGGUAACAGUAUCGGAUGCGACAAAAAAAGCCACCUAAGACUUUCGAGACAACCAAAGUUCGCCAAAGACAUGCGAACAGAUGAAUCAAACAGCCUUCUAAAGCAUAGAGAAAAUCAUUUGACAUUUUCCUGACGUAUUUGGAAGCCUUCGGUCGUUAGGUGCCCUGGACAAUGUUUCUUACUGUUUGUAACCACACUAUGAUAUUCACCUAACUGGCAAAGUGAAAGGUUUUUUUAAUGUUUGAUGUCGUUCCAGGGAGCACUCACCCACGGAGACAGAAGAGCCACCGAGUCACAAGAUUUGAGCAGAUACAACUUUGACAAUAAGGUUAUUAAUUAAUAGAUAACUAUCCUGUGAUAUUGUUGUUGUGAACCUGCCCAUAUCCCAAGAGCCAUGUCCCUUCCUGGUAUGAUCUUAACCGUGUGGAUGCCACAAUUUAUGUAAACAUUUGUGCAAACCCAAAAGACCAGAAAACAAGUCAACUCUCUCGUUUAGUGUUGGUCAACAACAUCGAACUCUGGUCGCGCGAAGUUAAGGCAAGAGAGGGGAGUUGGGUGAUGUCAGUGUCCAUGUGUUCUUAUUGAACGGACUCAGAAAAAUCAAGAACCUUUAUUGAUCAUUUCCUUUAGUUUCAUGAACUUUGUUUAACUGCACAGCGAUUUUGUUAGGAGAAAAUAGAUUUUGGUCACUUGACUUUCCUUCAUUCAAAUGGAAUAAUCAUAAUUUAUUCAUUUCUAUAGCACAAGUUGAACUAAACGUUUUCAAAUGCGUUUUACAAUCAAUUUAAAAACUACCUAAAAAUGUGAAAAAUAUAGAACAUUGCACUUAUUGGAUAAGACUAUAUGCAUAAGACUAUUGAUGUAUAAGACUAUAAUUUUGAAAUAAGUGAUUAAAAUUUAAAAUUAAAUAGCGAGUUCCACGCAAAUUAAUAAUAGUGAAUAGAGAUAAUAAACGUAAGAAGAUUAGUGGAAGCAAAUUUUCUUAAUUAAUUCAGAGCUUAUCGAUGCUGGUAGUACACCAAAAUAUGUUAUACGUUACGGAUCUUAAUAGAUCUCGCUGUCGCCUUGGACACUCACCGCUGCCCGAGAUCGCUACUUUUAAGGCAUUUCCACGAAUAAUAGGGGGUUUAUUAAAUGUUGCAGUACGGCAGAGCUGCUCUGGAAGCUGUAUUGAAGGCUGUGACUGGUCAAGCAGCGCCCAUGAUUCCACCUCCGCAAGAUUACAAUGGCCACUUCUUCCAAGGUGUGGUGUUAAGUUAUAUUGGUGCUUUGAUUUUUUUCCCAUUCGCCACUUGAAAAACGAGGAUAAUGAGCCGAACAAACUUUCGCAAAGAGGUCUGGGACUGUUACUAGGGACAGAAAAAAAAAUGGCCAAUAGUUUACCAGUCCGUCCCCAACCUCGUCCCCAGGGCGCUUUACCCUGGCUUUGAACCACCUCCAAGGCCAGGGAAAAGCGCCCUGGGGACGAGGUUGGCCCGUCCCCAGUAAGGAUCCCAUAGACACUUGCGCAAGACACAUUUCUGCUCGAGCCCUCUUCUUGUUUUAGCCUGCGUACCAGGCGCUUGGAAGUACUGGGCGAAAGAGAGAACGGGCGCGCGAGAGAGAGACACGCGAGGGGUGAUGCAGCGCCUGCACGGAAGGCCCCGAAAAUCGUUUCAACUCGCAUUUUCCUGGGCCUUAUGGGCAGGCGCCCCCUCUUUCCUCGCGUGUCUCCUUUCUUGUGCCCACUACUUCCAAGCGCCUGCUACGCAGGCUAUUCUUGUUUCUAAAGUGGGUAAUUGCUCCCUUAAUGCCCUUGUCUUAUUUCUUUUAUUUAUUUAUUUAUUUAUUUUCAUUUGUUCAACAGAUAUCCGCACUGCUCUAAUUGGUGUUGGUCUUGUCGUUAAGGACGAGAAAAGUGGUCUUGCCUCACUGGAAAAAGGUGCUUUGUAGUCUGUAUAAAAUUGUGCCUUCAUUUAUACCCAGUAGGUCAUGAAAACGCGCUAAGGGUGUUCAGUUUCUCGGCUAACUUUCCAACGUUGGUUGUUGUUUUUGUUGUUGCUCUUUUUUUGUUCCAACCAAACCAGGGCAGUCGGCGGUCUUUUCCUAAAUUAAGAGAAUUUAGAGCAAAAAUUUAUCUUUCAAUUCGGCACUGCAUUACGUUCGAAAUGUUAGCUUUUGAGUCUCUUUAAGGUGAUAAUUUUACUUUAUUAACUCAAUUUUAUUUUUUGAGGUUGGGACGUUCAAUUUUUUUUCGUAAAUACUAUUGAGAGUGAACGAGUUGUGUGAUAAAAGGGUGAAAGACGGCUCACUUUAAAUUUGCUUUCACUCUGAAAUAAAUAUGCUUCGUUGGACGUCGUAAUUAAAAAGCCAAUCGUGAGGAGUACUCGAAUCAGUUUUAAGAAAUAAAAGAGCGCAGACUGCAAAAACCAGUGAACUACAUAUGCUCUUAAAUGAUGAACAGAAUAGAAUAAAGACAGUACGGUAAGAAAACGAGCGGGUAUAAUGGCAGGGUAAACGCAUUCCACAUACUGUGCGAAAUUAUAGUACCUUCUUGCAAUUUUGGAAAAUGAAUGUCUAGCAAAUGUAUGGGCUGUGCGAAAUUUCGCGGUAUUCCAAUUUGAAUAAAACUUUAGGCUAAAGUAUUUCAUGGCAAAUGGAAUCGUUCUUGUAUUUUUCCUCAAUUCAGGCGACUACUCGAACAUGUCCCGGUUUUUGAAUCGUAUUCUUGGAAUAAAAGUGGAACUUCAAAACCGUUUGUUUGCGUACUUCAUGAAGACCUUGUCAGUUGUCAUACAGCAGGAAAAGAGAAAUGGACGCUGGGACGAGGGAAUCUUGGGUAAGAGCUUGCUCUUUGUAAAGACGUGUUACUAUCACGUUUCGCUCUCCUUAUCUCUUCCUGGAUGUUCAAAACGUAGAUAGCGCUGUCAACUCCAUCCAGUGACCGAUAUGCACUUUGGGUCUGUCUUAAAUCAGAGUUUAGCCAGGAUUAAAGAAACUCAUGUUCUAACACUACUGUUUAUUUCAGAUCUUGGUGCUCAUGGCGAGGCAGUGAAUAAUAUAAGUGUAGAGACAUUUGUUGGCAAUUCAGUUUUUGGAACAGCUACUACAGAGCUUCACACGGUGAGUAUUUGGUCUUGUUUGAUUGACACUGCCAAGAUUGCUAAAAGUUAGUUCUCGUGGCCUUUCAUACUUAUUGCCUCUAUUUCAUUUACGCGCGUAAAUUUUACUUGCGUUCGCAAGGAAAAAUUACGCGACAGUGGAAAUCCACCCCAUGGGAGGCUUGCUCUGUUACAGCCUUCUUGAAAGCUGUUAUCUUGUGGUUCCUUUUGAUGUUUCUUUCAUCUCUCCAGCAACUAUUCUCUUACUCUCUCUCUCUCUUGCACUGAUGUUGCUUCUAAUUCAAUUCCAAGAACGUUUGCCCACUGGACUGGACUGGCCUGGCUUGGCCUGCCGGAAUGGUCAUUUUGCAAAUGACCAAUGGGCAUUUUGCGGAUGAAAGCAGAAACGGGCUUUGGGAAAGUCUGGUCUUGCCUACCAGUUCUAGCUAAUUGAAACGGCACCCUAAGUUUUCUUGGUCCAAGUUUACACCCAUGUACAAGUGAUAGCAAAAUUAACAGAAGCACUAAUCUGCUAAUCAAUAGUAGCUUUUGCCUUCGUGCAGACGUCUCCUAUUUCCUUUGUUGCACGCGGAAAACAAAGGAAAUAGGAGACGUCUGCACGCAGGCAAUAGUAGCUUCUGCUUGUAUUUAUUUGUUUCCAAACAAACACGUCUCUGAUCAUCAGCCUGAUCUGUUUACCGCGUCUGCAUACGUUGCUUCGUCGUGAUGUGAACGUGGGGUUAGUUACAAUUCCAAGUUCAGUUACCAUAGCUACGUUAUUUUGUUUUGUUUUUAUUUCACCAGGUGAGUGUUGAACGUGGCGUGUCUUGGGAAGAAUCGUUUCAAUUAAGGACAAGACAGUCACAACCUGCUGACGGCUACUACUUGUCCAAUCAGGUAAGUGGGCUAUAGCGAUAGUGUCAGUGGAGUGAUUGUCUGACGCCCUUCGACUCAUGGACUGCCAUGGUGACUACUUCUGGUUAGCAAGGAUUCGUACUGUUGGUUGGUGCCCGGCCUUCUUAGCGAGAGGUCCCAUGUUCGAUUCCCAGGUGUGACCUCAACGAAAAAAUGAAAUCCUUUUUCGACUUCAUUCCUUUCCGUGCAGCUAUAAGUAGCUUUAAAUGCCCGUAAAACUGAGCACUGAUGAUCAAUCGGCUUCAGGGUUUGUUGGUCAGAUGAUGACUAUUUCAAACUUUACCUUUCCUGUGACUUUUCGAACAUCUCGAUGAUUCGAACUGAAACUGAUUUCCUUUCCCUAGUGUAACCCUGUAAUCUUACCCUAAUUUGUCGAACCUAGAGCUCCCGGUAAUUCCAACCAAUUAACUUUUCCUUGGGGCUUGGACUGACUGACUGGCAGAAUGUUUUCCUGACGAAAGGACUUUUUGUCUUACUGGACUUGAUCAGCUGACUGACAGAUAGAUAAUCACCGACAAAUCACUUUCUUAGCAAGUUUCUAUAUUUAAUGGCGAGCAAACUUUGAAAACUUAUAGUAUAUAUGGUGGGCUAACAGCCAUUUGUGUUCUUUUUUGUAGUCUCGAAACGGCAAGAAAUACGCCAUCUUGGUCAUCUGUCAAUCGAGAACCAAAAAGAAGAAUCUUUACAGUGUAUACAGACCCAAUACCGGACUACAAACCAAGCAAGACUCACUAGAGGAAAUCAAGAAAAAGUACAAAAAGGUACACAGACCUCAUUUUCUCGUUUUCCAGAGAGAGGUUUGGUUUAGAACCUAUAGGGUGGUCAAUUUUAUGGAUUUCUAUUAUUGUAGCCUCAUAGAAAGCACCUUGUAUUUAUGGCGUUUCUGAUGUUUGGCGUUUUAAGUAAGAUUGGUGUAGAAAUAACCGUUCUUUUACCCUAAGAAUAACAACAGUUUUUAGGGGCACGUCUUAUCAUGCUGCCUGCCACAAUAUGGCGAACAUUUAGGAGUAUUAAAAGCUUAUUGCUUGAAAUCAAUCAGUCAACCAUCUUAGUUUCAUGUUUUAUGGACAAAAUGAACUAAAUCCUUGUCAGUUAAAUUACCUUUUACUAAAUUGUUUUGAUUUGCAAUUUUCAUGUUGAUACAAAGUUUCCGAAUAUCAUAUAGGAGAAAAAGACCCCGCCCUGUAUGCGUAUUAAUAGAUCAUUUCUGAGUUUAAUCUCUCACUUUCAAAGUGAGACUAUGUUCAAAACUGUUGACGUGGUAGGGAAUUUUACUGAUUCAAGACUUGGCGUUUACCCUCUGUGAUAAAAGAGGCCUGGGGCCGACUGCUUUGAAAUGUCCCAAUGACCUGAACUCUUGAUACUGAUAAAAGUCGACAUUUCGCUGGGUGAGGGCGUUUUUUGACUAGUUUGUUUUGUGGCAGGUCUCUGAUGCUGAAGCAAAAGCCAGUUGGGAUGAGCAGUACAAUUCUGCUCUGACUCAGUGCACCCAUGCAUAUUGGUAAGUACAAACACACCUUUAAAAUUGGGCCAACAUAUGGAAGAUGUACCCGCAUGCUCCCCCGUGUCCUUAAUACCUGUUGGGGAGACCAAGGCACCAACGUCGAACUUAACGGGGACCUUCCAACUUUGUUAGCCAGGAUUGGGUUCAGAAGGCUUGACUUUGCUAGCCAUUGUCGCCGUCACCGCGAAUAGGACAAUUGCACGAUGACGUCAAUUUACUACAACUACCAGAAUCCUUGAGUUUGUUGUUUUCUUGUGCAAAUUAAGGCUUUUGUUCAUUUAAUCCUCGCGGGAUUGACAAAUUUAAAUAACAAAGCAAAACCGAAAUCUACGUGCUAUCGUCAUCUUGUCUCCAGCGAGCCAAGACCUGUGCUGCAUCUAUGUGCUGGCUUCAAAUAAGACAGCUGCCGCGUCCAAAAGUUCCCCGUCCGGUUCCCCCAUAUCCACCGCCAAGAUUAACAAUAACUGAACUUUUAUUUUACGUUUUUUUUACGUUCAUUGUUAGGAAAGGGAAUUGUAAACGGAUGGCAUUGGGUUUAACCUGCGAAGUGGGCAAACGUCAACGAACGUUUCACAUUCUGAGCGGAUCAGUUCUCAGUGUGUGGAGUAAGCUAGAAAGUGUACUGGCGGGACAGCCUGGAGCUAAUUCCAAAGUACAAAUUGUGCGAUGCAGAAAAAGCGAUGGAUCCAGGAUAGUCGGUGAGCCCGCAGUCAUUGUUGUCACUCACUUGGGGGGAAAUCCCAUAUGAAAGAGAUGGAGAUGCUCAUCGUCUCGUUUAGGGGUGUCAGUAGAGUCCAUUAGAUUUUAAGACGAAGACGACUACGAAAACGAGAUUUUUUCAAUACUAAGUAAAGCUCGCGCUUGAACCAGCCCCAUUUUGGCGGGAAAACGCGAUAGCUGUUAUCAUUCUACUAAUGGUUUUAUCGAGAAUGUCGUAGUGGCGAAAACAAGUUAUCAAAAGUAAGAAGUUUUAUCAUUUUGCGAUCGGGAGAGGGCCUAACCUCCUUCAAUAAAGAUAACAGUGCUAACUUUUCUGGUAAAAAGAAGUUCAAUAAAGCUAUCCGGGGUGUACAUUUUUUCGAGAAUACGCGAAAAAACUUUUAAGUUUAAUUUCGUCUUCGAAUCUAAAGGUCUCUAAUUGCACAUUUGAGAAGCGCGUAGGGUGUUGUGAUGGAAAUCCAAUAUUUUCGAGCACACAGGUAUCGGCUAGGGCUGCGCUUCAAGGAGUAUAGAAAGAGAAUGUAAGUAUCCUUCUAUAACAACUUCCGUACAGAUCGGAACUGAAUUUACGGGAGCACCAAAUUGGCUGCUUGUUUCAGAAUGUUAUCGUAUAGGGGUCAAAUAAAUCUGGAGCGACUCAUUCGCUGGAGUGGGCGGUAGGCGUUCACGAUUGGCAGUAACGCGAUUGGCACUCGAGAACGCGAAAGGCGCUUUCCCAUUUAUCCCUAGGUUACCCCAGUAAAGUGACGUACAUUGUCAUGGAAUCUAAUCUGUUGUCUUUUGCUAUGCAGGCUGCCUCAUUCCAAGUAACUGCGUUCCGGCUUUGGCGAGAACUCUUAGUCCAGACAUUGUCUCUGAACAGAAGCCAAUCAUCAUAGCAGAGUAAUCGUCGUCUUGUAAAGAAAAAAAUCGGCUAUUUUCACAAUAGAGUCUACUUUUCUAUUGUAUAAAGUGUACAGAUAAUUAGAUAGUGAAAUACGAUAAAUUAUUUAAGUGGUCGUAUGCACCACUCGUUAAAAAUCAAAUUUACUUUAGGUGGAUUUCUAUUUAUAAAUUGCAUUUGCUCGUUGUCUGUAAAAUUGCAAGAAUGUCGUGGCUACACAAAAGUCCCUCUCAUUGUUUUUUAAACAAGUUAAAAUAAAGACGGCGUCGCUGUUCCCCGUCGGACAACGUGCUACAUCAUUAACUUUGAGCGGAAACUUACGAGACCUGUUAUGGCAGCCUUCAAGAUUCGUGAAGUUUCCAAUAGUUUUCUAAUUGGUUGUGGCACACGUUAGUUGCUGACUUUGAUUCGAUCAUGUAUACUUCCUUGGUUCCAACAAUGUUCGUUAUAUCAACGAAAACUGUUCUGUAUGUAGUUCAGCCUUUGUUUUGUUAGUCUUGGUUGUAUGACACGAAGUUUAUCUGAAAGUUGUUGCUUAUAGUCUGUGAAAAUGUAUAUCACGAUUUCUUCUCGAGAAUUUCAAUAACUGCUUGCCUUUUUAAUCCGUUUCCAAGUAGUUCUUGAAUGAAAGACACAGGAAAUUCUACCUCUGAUUAUUUUUACACAAACGUAAUCCAAAAUCUUUAGACUAGAGGACAGUAGAUGGAAUUAAUGCCGUUAAACGCUGCUACGCUUCGUAAAAUUCUUCUCGUUCGCUUACACAACAAGCCAUUUUAAAAUUGAGCGUAGGUUAGCUUAUGACUGAUCUCCCGUUCAGGGUUAAACAGUGGUUCUUAGAUUCAUCGCUGGCGUAAGUCCCUAAACCUUAUCACCAGUCG